Molecule: messenger RNA, 1263 nt
Organism: Candidozyma duobushaemuli
Lineage: Eukaryota; Fungi; Ascomycota; Pichiomycetes; Serinales; Metschnikowiaceae
Exons: 1
Coding region: 1-1263 (420 amino acids)
Source: RefSeq, a predicted model, not a curated record
AUGAGGCCCCAAGAGCCCAUCAAACGGAGACGUGGAAGACCCCCGAAGCAUAACAAGCUGCCUGAAGCCUUUCCCACCCUCACGUUGCAGUUCCAGACCUCCCCUGACUCGGGUUCGCCAACUGCUGAGUCCAACUCGAAUAUGAUGGUGAAAAUGGGCGAACCAGACGCUUUCACCCCAUUGAUGAAAGUUUCACCGUCUAACCCUUCUUCAAGGAAACGCAGACGGAAGAGUACUUACCACUCGGACAUCGACGACUCGCCCAGCAAACGGUCUGUGGCGAGCCAGAGCACCGACUUGGGUUCUGAAGAGCCGCUUUUAACUCCAAUGUCCUUGUCAUCAGUCAACGGUGGGCCGAGCCUGUACGUGAAUGCUAAGACUUUGGAAAACUUGUCCUUCAUCACAAAGGGUGAUUCCAAAAAGCAUCCUAGUUCAAAUUGCUCGCUAGCUACACCUCCGAAACACCAGCCAUAUGAUAAAAACGGUACCUCGCUGGCGAAACUUACCGCAAAAAUCAUCAGGACAUCACAGGAGAAGAAGACCAAUGCGGACGAGCCCAAGGAAAGACUGUCUGGUACUAUGAGCUACGUAGAUGACGACUCAUUUCUGUUCCAGCUUGUCGUUGACGAGAAGGGAAAAGCCGCUUUGUCGAAUAAAGGCAUGUCUGGGUCGAAGACAAUUUCAGACCAUCUCGCAGAGCUUCCUCAUGAAAUGACUCGGCCUUCCGCUUUGCUACACCUGAACACCGCCAUCGGUAUUGAAGCAUGGCACCAAUCAUACAAGGAAGAGGUGCCAAUUGACUUUAACAAGAGAAAGCUUUCAGAACCUGUGAAGCCCAUAUUGCCUUCGUAUGCCACUCUCGUUUCUGGGUCGGAGACAGAUCCACUGCCUGACAAACUCAUUGUCCCACAGACACCUCAAAGCAGUGGGAUUGCCUACAGUGAGACCCCAAUAUUCAUGCAAACGGAUAGCAGUGCUCCUAGCGGGGACUUAGCAUUCAACCUAACACCACAGUUCAAUGCCAUGAUGUAUCUGAUGAUGAAUAUCAAUUCACCACAGCAGAAAAGAAAUUUGUCACUGCAACAAUCUUUCUUGAAUCCCCAAUUGGAUAUGCACCAGUAUUCCAGACUCAAUGGAGGCCUGGCGCAUGCUAUUGAUACCCGGGAAUUACUUGGAAUUCAAGACUCGUCACCAAAGAGCUCGUCAUCUGACGAAGGAGAUGCUCGUGCAGCCCUCCGUAAAGCAUUCAAUAGAGGAAAGUAA